AUGUCGGGGGCCUCCAAGGAGGGAGUGGGGGCCCGGGGGCUGCCGGUGGCGGCAGGCAAGGCCUGCCUGUCCAGCCUGGACCGGAAGCUGAGCGCGCUCAACGAGAAGGUGGACAAGCUCCUGCAUUCCCAGGAAGACGUUGCGGAGAAGCUGCAGGGCGUGUGCCGGGGCCUGGACCACCUGGAGCAGGGCCUGCACCGGCUGGAGGCCUCCGGGGGCCCGGGCCCCACGGGGGCUGGCCCUGCCCCGCCGGGGGACCCUGCCCCUCCGCGGGACGCGCAGGCCGGGUGGCCCGAGGUCCUGGACCUGGUGCGGGCCGUGCGGCAGGAUGCGGCCCAGCACGGCGCCCGACUCGAGUCCUUGUUCCGGGUGGUGGCGGCCGUGGACCGGGCCAUCGCCCUGGUGGGCGCCGUGUUCCAGAACUCCACGGUGGUGGACUUCAUCCUGCAAGGCAGCGUGCCCUGGAGGCGAGGGCGCCUGGCCCCCGGCCCCUCGGAGAACAAAGAGCGAGAGGAGGAGGCGGGAGCCAAGCCGCAGCGUGCGCUGAGCAGCCGGGGCGUGCAGGCCGAGCUCCGGGGGCCUCGGGAAGAGAGCCGGAAGGCUGACCUGCCGGAGGGGACGGCAGCAAGGCUGCCCCCGGUCGGUGCUUCGGGGAUGGGAUCUGACGUCCUGGCCCAGCCAGAGGCCCAGCCGGAGCAGGGAGGCGGGGUCCCCGGCCCUGACCAGGCGCCCCCUGGACACCUGCCGCCCACAGAAGCAGACGCCACAGCUCCCGGGGCGCCUGGCGAGACCCCCAAGACCAGCCAGGAGGCGGCACCAGGCGCAGGACAAGGGCCAUUGUCCAGCGGACCUGAUGCUCUGCCCACAGAGGAGAAUGUGACGCUGACCUCAGGCCAGCCUGCCCGGGACAGGGCAGCUCACCGUGGCGAGGACACGCAUCCAAGGCUCUCCGUCCACGUGCAGGAGACGGACACGCCCGGGGAGCUGCGGGCGGUGCGAGGGGGCAGCCUCAGUGCCGCGCCCCCCGCGGAGGCCCCUGCAGCUGCCCAGCCCGGGGAGCGGGACCCGCCUGCGCACGGGGGCUGUCCCCAGGCCCCGGGGACCGAGUCGGGAGAACAGGGCCCCGAAGGAGCCGGCGCCUGCCCCCCGCUGCCCGCGCGGAGCAGCAACGGGGGAGCAGAGGCCGAGGACAAGCCGGGAUCUGCAGCCGGAGCCGCCCUGGGACCGAGCGGGGCCAGCGGGGGCUCGGGAGAGGACGCUGGGGCCCCGGGCCUGCAGCAGGACACCGGCCCAGGAGCAGGCGGCCCGGAGCCCGGGAGGGACUGCACCCCCGGGGGCCUGGGUGCAGCCGAGGCUGGAAGUCCGCCCCAGGGAGCCGAGGCUGGCGGCCUGGUUCUGGAUGACAGCCCGGCCCCGCCCGCCCCAUUCGAGCACCGGGUGGUGAGCCUGAAGGAGGCCACGGCCGCGGCGGGCUAUGCCGUGUGCCAGCACGAGGUCCUGGGCGGGGGCCGGUUCGGCCAGGUCCACAGGUGCACGGAGCGGUCCACGGGCCUGGCGCUGGCAGCCAAGGUCAUCAAAGUGAAGAGCAACAAGGAUCGGGAGGACGUGAAGAACGAGGUCGCCAUCAUGAACCAGCUGAGCCACGUGAACCUGAUCCAGCUCUACGACGCCUUCGAGAGCAAGCACAGCUGCACGCUGGUCAUGGAGUGCGUGGACGGGGGAGAACUCUUUGACCGGAUCACGGAUGAGAAGUACCACCUGACCGAACUGGAUGUGAUCUUGUUCACCAAGCAGAUCUGUGAGGGCGUGCACUACCUCCAUCAGCACUACAUCCUGCACCUGGACCUCAAGCCGGAGAACAUCCUGUGUGUCAACCAGACAGGACACCAAAUAAAGAUCAUUGACUUCGGGCUGGCCAGAAGGUACAAGCCGCGGGAGAAGCUGAAGGUGAACUUUGGCACGCCCGAGUUCCUGGCCCCCGAAGUUGUCAACUACGAGUUCGUCUCAUUCCCCACGGACAUGUGGAGUGUGGGCGUCAUCACCUACAUGCUACUCAGCGGCCUGUCGCCGUUCCUCGGGGAAACGGACGCCGAGACCAUGAAUUUCAUCGUGAACUGCUGCUGGGACUUCGAGGCGGACACCUUCGAGGGGCUGUCGGAGGACGCCAAGGACUUCGUGUCCCAGCUGCUGGUCAAGGAGAAGAGCUGCAGGAUGAGCGCCACCCAGUGCCUGAAACACGCGUGGCUGAGCGACCUGCCCGCCAAGGCGUCCCGGGCCCAAGUGCGCCUCAGGUCCCAGCUCCUGCUGCAGAAGUACCUGGCUCAGCGCAAGUGGAAGAAACACUUCCACGUGGUGACGGCUGCCAACAGGCUCAGGAAAUUUCCCACUUGCCCCUAAUCCUGGACCGGACGCCACUGCUCCCUGGGCCCAGCCGUGACGGAGGCCCGUGGUGACGCCUGGAGGUGUAGGUACCCCGGCCUUUGGCUCAGACGGAUGCCACGAACUGUGUCAGAGAGGUUCCGGCCGGCGCCUUCCCGUGGGCAGGACUGUGGCUGCCGGAGGAGCCCGCUGGUGUGAAGUGCUGUGUCCACUCGUCAGGUGCACCCGCUUUCAGGGGCGCAUGUGGCGUGCUGUCCGUGGGUAGGAGAGCUACGUGCACGUGGCGGAUGGGACUGCGGAGCACGGCCUGAUUCGGGGACUCGGACUCGUGCAGGGGCCGGCAGUCUGCGGAUCUCCCUCGGCACGGGAAGUCCUGCCGCUCCGAUUCCCCGGGGCUGGGCCACAUUGUCCUUACUGUCCGACCCGCUCUGUGUGCAGCCACGUGAUUUAGGGCGGGAUCCUCUAACGUGUUUUACCUUGUGCGCCCUUUGGAGAAUGGAAACCUGCACCUUUGAUAGUCUUUGAGAUUUGGAAAUAUACUGACCGUCGUGGCCGAAAGAGCACAGGGUCAAUUGGAAUGCGCUUAUAUAUUUUUAUUGAUUUUAGAGAGAGAGGGAGUGGAAUAGAGUAACAUCAAUUGGCUGUCCCUCGUCGGUUUGGCUCAGUGGAUAGAGCAUCAGCCCUCGGACUGAAGGGUCCCGGGUUCGAUCCCGGUCAAGGGCAUGUACCUUGGUUGCAAGUUCAGUCCCCAUCCCUGGUCGGGCCGCACGCAGGAGACAACCAAUAGAUGUGUUUUUCUCACCUCGAUGUUUCUCUGUCUCGCUCUCUCCCUUCCACUCUCUCUAAAAAUCAGUGGAAAAAUAUCCUCAGGU
Messenger RNA from Eptesicus fuscus (big brown bat), 3251 nucleotides. RefSeq names its product myosin light chain kinase 3 (gene MYLK3). Gene Ontology annotation, molecular function: ATP binding; protein serine/threonine kinase activity. The transcript is spliced from 13 exons. Bases 1 to 2397 code for a protein of 798 amino acids. The record is from RefSeq and is a predicted model, not a curated record. NCBI's taxonomy places the organism in Eukaryota, Metazoa, Chordata, Mammalia, Chiroptera, Vespertilionidae. Gene Ontology annotation, cellular component: cytoplasm; nucleus. Gene Ontology annotation, biological process: protein phosphorylation; positive regulation of apoptotic process; intracellular signal transduction.